Messenger RNA from Cannabis sativa, 2373 nucleotides. RefSeq names its product pentatricopeptide repeat-containing protein At2g33760. The transcript has a single exon. The coding region runs from base 362 to 2146 and encodes 594 amino acids. Gene Ontology annotation, biological process: RNA modification. NCBI's taxonomy places the organism in Eukaryota, Viridiplantae, Streptophyta, Magnoliopsida, Rosales, Cannabaceae. Gene Ontology annotation, molecular function: protein binding; RNA binding; zinc ion binding. The record is from RefSeq and is a predicted model, not a curated record.
GUAGUGGUAAGAUAUAGCUAAAGACUAAAGUGAUUCUAAACCAAUUAUAGGUUUUCAUCUAAAAGAAAACUUUUGCAAACUAACCAUAAAUUUGUAGUGAUUUAUAUGUAGACAUAUUAUUACUCCAAUAUAAUUGCAAAUCACAUUAUAUUCAAAUUAUCAUACAUAAAAAAUACAAUAAGGAAAAUCACAACUUCACUCCCUUAAUAUUAUGGACCGUUAGGCAUAUAUAUAUUAAUUAAAUAAAUCCAACGAUUCAGAUCAACCAAAGCAUUCUAUGUCUUCGACGUGGACGGCUAAGAUGAAUUCGACAUCUGUACCUUAAUGGAGAUUUUCUUCUCAAAUUUCAGUCUUAACGAUAAUGAAACGGAACGAACCUCAACUCCUCCUCUCCUCUCCUCCGCGCUCUCCACAACACCAAGCUCUUCUCCUCGCCGGUCCACGCAUUCGACCACUCCAACAACUCCACGCCCACUUCAUCGUCUCCGGCUGCCACCACAAUCUCCCUCUCCUCACAAAGCUACUCACUUUAGCUUGUACCGCCGGCUCAAUCGCUUACACCCACCGUCUCUUCAACUCAAUCCCAAACCCCGAUUCAUUCCUCUUCAAUUCCCUAAUCAAAGCUUCUUCCUUUUCGGGUUUUUCUCAAGACGCAAUCUUUUUCUACAAUCGGAUGAUUCAAUGUGGAAUCUUUCCUUCUAGUUACACUUUUACUUCUGUGAUUAAGUCUUGUGCUGAUCUUUCGAGUUUGGGACUUGGUCAACGUGUUCAUUCACAUGUUUUGGUUUGUGGGUAUGGAUUUGAUCCCUUUGUACGGACUGCUCUCAUCACAUUUUAUGCGAAAUCUGGUGAUUUGGGUAUUGCACGGAAAGUGUUCGAUGAAAUGUCUGAAAGAACUGUUGUGGCUUGGAAUGCUAUGAUUUCGAGUUAUGAGCAAAAUGGGUUUUCAAGAGAAGCUAUUGAAGUUUUUGAUUUGAUGAGAGAAAGGGGUUUUGCUGUUGCAAAACCCGAUUCAACAACAUUUGUGAGUGUUCUUUCUGCUUGUUCUCAAUUGGGAGCUCUUGGUUUAGGUUGUUGGGUUCAUGAUUAUGUUAUUGAGAAUGAUUUUUAUGUGAAUGUUGUUCUUGGUACUUCAUUGAUUAAUAUGUAUGCUAAGUGUGGUAAUGUGAGUAAAGCUCAAGAGGUUUUCGAUUCGAUGAAUGAAAGGAAUGUCAUUGCUUGGACAGCUAUAAUCUCAGCUCAUGGAGUUCAUGGUUAUGGUAAUCAAGCUAUGAAACUCUUUCUUGAGAUGAAAACUGAGUGUCCAAACCCGAAUAGUGUCACAUUCGUUGCAGUUUUAUCGGCCUGUGCUCACUCGGGGCUUGUUGAAGAAGGGCGAAAGGUGUAUGCAAGUAUGGGGAAAGAGUAUGGCUUGGUUCCGGGAAUUGAGCACCAUGUUUGCUUGGUUGAUAUGUUGGGGCGAGCUGGACUUUUAACUGAAGCUUAUCGGUUUAUUAAAGAGCUCGAUUAUGUAGAGCCAGCCCCCGCGAUUUGGACUGCAAUGCUUGGAGCUUGCAAGAUGCAUAAGAAUUUUGUUCUUGGAGUAGAAGUUGCUGAGCAUCUUUUAGCUGUUGAGCCAGAUAAUCCCGGGCAUUAUGUAAUGUUGUCUAACAUAUACGCCUUGGCUGGUCGAAUGGAUCGAGUUGAGAUAGUUAGGAAGAUGAUGAAUCGAAGAAGGUUGAAGAAGCAAGUGGGAUUUAGUACCAUAGAAGUUGAUCAUAAAACCUAUGUGUUUAGUAUGGGAGAUAAGUCCCAUUAUGAAACAACCGAAAUUUAUCAGUAUUUGGAUGACCUAAUGUCGCGGUGUAGGGAACUCGGUUAUGUCCCUGCACCCAACUCGGUUUUACAUGAGUUAGAAGAAGAAGAGAGGGAGUUUGCUCUUAGGUACCAUAGCGAGAAGCUUGCGAUUGCGUUCGGCUUGUUGAGAACCGGCCGAGGCCAAGGUUCUUCAAUUAUUAGGGUUGUGAAGAACCUUAGAAUGUGUGAGGAUUGCCAUUUAGGUAUAAAGUACAUUUCAAUUUUGACCAAAAGAGAGAUUAUUGUUAGGGACAAACUUAGGUUUCAUCACUUUAAAGAUGGACAUUGCUCAUGUUUGGAUUAUUGGUAACCAAAUAUUUGCAUUAGGGAAAUAAGGGAUUUUAUUAAAAAAUGAAUUUAGUGAAAAUUAAUUAGACCCAAUUCUUGUACCUAGAAAAAACUCUACUAAAAAAAAUUACUUAUACUACUCUUUCUCAUGUUAUUGUAGAAUUAUGAUUGGGUUUGGGUUUGAUGUAUCUAUUCAUCUAAUCUUGUUUAUAUAAAAAUGGAAACUUUUUGGACCCAAAGUCCAUAUUU